Messenger RNA from Botrytis byssoidea, 1446 nucleotides. RefSeq lists its product as uncharacterized. The record is from RefSeq and is a predicted model, not a curated record. Gene Ontology annotation, biological process: regulation of DNA-templated transcription. The coding region runs from base 1 to 1446 and encodes 481 amino acids. NCBI's taxonomy places the organism in Eukaryota, Fungi, Ascomycota, Leotiomycetes, Helotiales, Sclerotiniaceae. The transcript is spliced from 5 exons. Gene Ontology annotation, molecular function: DNA-binding transcription factor activity, RNA polymerase II-specific; zinc ion binding.
AUGGAGUCAAACCAAUCCCCCCAUGAAAAAUUCAUGUGUAGUGUUUGUGGUAAGAAUUGUGGUAGUAAGAAAUCUCAACUUCGUCAUAUCUCAUAUUGCAAAAGAGUCAAAUCUCGUGGUGGUGUAAGAUCAAGGAAACGUGCUUGUUCGGCUUGUACCAAAUCCAAGACGCAAUGCGAUUUGAUACAUCCAAGCUGCUCACGAUGUCUAAAGAAGAGCUUAGGCUGUGUUUAUGAAGGACCUCACUUUCCAAGAGGAAAGAAUCUAGAGUCAGAAGUAGGGAAUCAUACCGAUACUGGUGCGAAUCAGAUCGAAGAAGCAUCUUUGAUUUCAUCUUCGUCGCAAGACAACACUGCACCGGUCUUGCCGGAUAUCCAUGAAGCCAGCAUGGUUUCGAACCCAUUGCAGAUUUCGGGUGUUACCACCGAUGGUACUAUGAAUCUCGAACUUCCAAAUGAAAAUUGGAAUCUCGAUACUGAAGACUGUUUUCCAGAACAUCUGUAUGUUUCAGUUUUCAGCACGCCUACACAAUAUUCCGCACGGCUAUUACCCAUAGAACCGUCCCCUAUUUUCGCGAGCUAUCAACCGAAAAAUAGUGGUUCAUUUUAUAGACUAUACGAUCAACCAAUACCAACCGCUCCAAAAGCAUUUGCACUUCGAAGACCGUCCAACAAUCAAUUUUCCUUGAACAGAAGUUACAUCCUGUGCACUUUACCAACCUACCCCUCAAUGUUACUUCCCAGUAAUGACGAUGGGCUUCCACCAUUUAUCCAUCCCCAUUUCAGCAGCCGUAAAGCGCUUCCCGCACCGCUAGCUACAUGUGUUACCAUCAUACAAUGGAUAAGUAUGAAAAAUAAGGAUAACGUUUUGUUCAUAUGGGGGUGCAUUAAGAUGGAGAUCGACAGAAUAUGUAUCCAGUAUACCACAUAUAAUCGAGAAGAUUCCGUCGCUGCUCUCCAAGCCAUAACGAUUUAUCUUCUCCUUCGAAUUUCAGAAGAUAAUGAGAAAGCAACAAAUUUCGAUGUUCCAUUAAUUUCCGCUAUGAUUAAACUUUCAAUACACGUUAUUCACCUUGCAGAAGACCUCCAAAAUGAGGGUGCUCUAUCGUGGAAAGAAUGGGCAUUGGCCGAAUCCACACGCCGCACAAUUAUCAUACUGUUCUUCAUCGACCUUUUUUUUGACAUCUCCUCUUCAGUCCAUGAAUACCGCUGUGACGAAAAUCGCCUAAAACAAAUGACUCUACCUUGUUCUCGCAAACUUUGGAGAGCGACUACAAAUGAAGCGUGGGAAGAUGAGUGUGCAAAUUCAAUGAGAGGCAUACAACUUAUGUAUGGAGAUCUGAUAAAUUCUCGAAAUAGGCCUGAGGAUCGGAGGUUAGAUGGAUGGUUAUCUCAAUUGGAUGACUUUGGAAUGCUAGUCUUGGCUGCAGCAAGUUUGGCUUCAUGA